Messenger RNA from Alosa sapidissima (American shad), 2009 nucleotides. RefSeq lists its product as uncharacterized. The coding region runs from base 534 to 1481 and encodes 315 amino acids. The record is from RefSeq and is a predicted model, not a curated record. NCBI's taxonomy places the organism in Eukaryota, Metazoa, Chordata, Actinopteri, Clupeiformes, Clupeidae. The transcript has 5 exons.
AGUGGCGCCAACUUCACAAUGCUGAGGCCCCACGCGGCCCCUCUCCGCAUCUCCACGGCAACCGGCGACUCUUGUCGGAAUGCAGUAGUCUGUCCUGCUUCAUCAGCAAGACACAAGAACCAGCAAGGCAUGAAGACAAAGCCCGUCUCUAAAUUUGUUAAAUGCGAAUUCGGUGUUUAUGUGCUUUGCCCUAUGAUGGACGACCCAGAGUGAAAGUUAAGCGACUAAGAAGGCGAGCAUAUCUCAUCAUCCCUUUAUCAGUGAGGCUGUAGCAGGAAGUGCGCGUCGUUCCUGUCCCCCCUCGUCUAAAAAACACAACGCUUUCCAACACUUCUCGCCAGUCCGCUUUCAGAGAUCAAGACAGAGACAGAGCGACAAUGCCUGCAGUGAUUAGGAUGCAGACUUUAGCUCCUCGACUGCAGCGAUACUUCUGGUUCAGAGUGAGACUGUGAAAAACAAAACCUUGUUUUGAGGAACUUUUGUCUCCAGUCGCCUGGUGUUGUGUGGGACUUUGGCUACGUCUGGCUUCAGAGAUGUCCACUACGGUCAAGCCUACCACCGGGACCCCGCCGUUUACGACGGACGAGCUCACCGUAAUUGUGGCCUCAUUGUCGUGUCUGCUGUUCCUCCUGGUGAUUAUGGUGGUGUUGUGUCUGCUCUACCGCAGAGACCCCAUCUGCUGCAAAGUUCGAGAGUACCAUGAGUCACACACAGACCUGGCUACAAAUCCCCAGUAUUACAGCAGCACACAGACGCUGGUUGGCCCGGCAUGUUCUCAACACAUGAGCCACGAGAACACACACAGACAGCAGUCAGAUUCGCUGUUUCUGAUUGGUCUGCCGUCCAGCUACGGUCUACCCUCAUUGGCUGUGCCCCGGCUGCCGUCUUAUGAAAGCGUGCGUAAGAAGGACCGCCAGCGUCAGAUCCACAUGCUGAUCGCCGACCGCUUCGGCCUCAACGGACCAUACAUCUCCGAGCCCCCGCCAUCCUAUGAGGAGAGCGUCCGACACUCCGUAGAAAUCCCCUGUGGCGUGAUUGGUCCCUUGCAUGAUCCCAGUGAUGUGAUUGGUCCUUCGGAGGUUUCCUGUGAUGCGAUUGGUCCUUUCCAGGCCCCUGGUGAUGUGAUUGGUCCCUCGGAGGUUUCCUGUGAUGUGAUUGGUCCUUCGGAGGUUUCCUGUGAUGCGAUUGGUCCUUUCCAGGCCCCUGGUGAUGUGAUUGGUCCCUCGGAGGUUUCCUGUGAUGUGAUUGGUCCUUCGGAGGUUUCCUGUGAUGCGAUUGGUCCUUUCCAGGCCCCUGGUGAUGUGAUUGGUCCUUUGGCGAUGGCUGGUUCGUCCAGUCCUCCCUGUGACAUGACUGGGGCUUUGGACACUUGCUGUGACAUCAUUAGUCCUUUGCCGGCUCCCUGUGACAUGAUUGGCAGAGUAAACGCUCCGCCACACGGGAUUGGUCCUGUUUCUGAGCUCCCAGAAACACACCCAUGACUACACACCAAAUAGACCCCCCCCCCCUCCCAACACACACACACACACACACAUACACACACACUCUUGCCAGAGAGAUUCUAACUUUAAUUCAGGACAGAAAGCGGGACUGUGAUUUCUACCUCAGUGCAGCAGAAAAAGUAUGGCUUGUUGAGCAAGCCACUCUCUCACACACACACACACACACACACACACACACACACACUGUGACCUGGCCUGUGAGGUCCACUGUGAAGACAAUAUUGCACCCACCUCCCACUGUCCACCCACUGCCCUGCCUGUGUGUGUGUGUGUGCGUGUUUAUGGAGUUUUAUGGUUCUUGAUUGCCCUUGUCUUCGGACCCCACACAUGGUUAACACUUAAACAAGCACAGGACUGACUUACACAGCACAGGCAGUCUCAGUCGAGCCCAGAUGAUUUCAAAGGAGCUCAGAUGCAAUCAAGUGUAGAAAAUGCCAAUGGAGCACAGACAGUCUUAAUCAAGUGUAGAAAAUCUCUAUAGAGCACAGACAGUCUUAAUCAAGUGUA